Cuscuta europaea is the source of this 1611-nucleotide messenger RNA. Lineage: Eukaryota; Viridiplantae; Streptophyta; Magnoliopsida; Solanales; Convolvulaceae. The record is from the annotation of a GenBank genome assembly.
CGCUUCUUAACCAUUAACUAACCAUGAGUGACCAAAGGCUAUCAUCCUCGUCAAACUCCGAUCCAUGGAUUACAAGAAAAGAGAAGAAGAAGAAGCCUACAAAUUCCUCAAGAGUGUCCCCAACCCUGAUGGCUCCCUCACCAGGCUAAAGCCAAUUCCGGUCUCACCCUCCAACCCAUCAGAUCCCCAAUUUCCCCUUUCCAAAGACCUUCCUCUCAACCCCUCCUCCACCACCUUCAUCCGCCUCUUCCGCCCCCUGCCGCCUCCGUCGGAUUCAAAUUCUUCAUCGCCGUCUAAAUUUCCUCUGAUCAUCUACUUCCAUGGAGGCGGCUUCAUACUGUUCAGUGUCACAUCUAUCAUUUACCACGAAUCCUGUAACAGAAUGGCGGCUCUGUUUCCCGCCGUCAUCGCAUCCGUCGAGUACCGUCUGGCCCCGGAGCACCGCCUCCCCGCCGCAUACGAUGACGCCAUGGACGCUCUACAGUGGGCGAGAGAUCAGGCGAUUGGCGCCGCGAGCGGUGGGAACUGCGAUCCGUGGCUGGAUGAGCUUGUAGACUUCUCUAGAACUUUCCUGAUGGGCAGUAGUGCCGGGGGGAAUAUAGUCUACCACGCGGCGUUGCGCGCGCUCGACACCGAUCUCUCUCCCGUGAAGAUCGAAGGGCUGAUAAUGAACCAGCCGUACUUCGGUGGGGUCCAGAGAACAGAAUCGGAGAGAAGACUGGUCAACGAUAAGGUGGUGCCGUUGCACGCGAACGACCUGAUGUGGUCCCUAGCGUUGCCGAAGGGGGCGGAUCGUGACCACGAGUUUUCUAACCCGUUCACUGUUGGGCCCCAGCUGGGGGAGAAGAUCGGACGGCUGCCGAGGAGUUUGGUGAGAGGAUACGCGGGGGACCCACUGGUUGAUAGGCAGAAGGAACUGGCGAAGUGGUUGAAGGUGCACGGGGUUAGGGUGGUACCGCAGUUUCUGGAAACCGGGCAUCAUGGGGUGGAGGUUUUUGAUCCCAGGAGCGCCGAAGAUUUGUAUGUUGCCAUCCAGAAUUUCAUUUACGGUUGCGAUGAAGGCAAAGGUGUAGUAAGGUCUGCAAUGUAAAUAAGGAGUAUGUAAUUGGGAAAGGGUGAUAUAUGGGUAAGAUCUUCAAUCAUAAGGGAAUCGUCGUAUACGGUCAUUAUUUAAUAAAGUGUCAAAUAAAUACGUUUACUUAUAAGAAAAUAAUUGAAUGAGUCAUAACGACCGUUGACAAUCUCUUAAUCUCGAUUUUAUUUUAUGUGUCGUUAUUUUUGUCUUGUAUUUAAGUUAAUUAUGACUAAAUAUUUCACAAUUGAUCUUAUAUUCUGUUUUAAAAAAAUAGCUGAAUGAAUGCUAAAAUCGAGAUAACGAGAUUGUCAAAAGGUCAUUAGGACUGAUUUGAUUGCUUUUUACAAGUAGACGUAUUUAUAUGACACUUUAUUAAGUACACGCCUUAUGUGACAGAUUCGUAAUAGUAGAAGACCUUAUUUGAUUUUUUCCUAUAUGUAAUUAAAUGUGUUGUUUCUUUUUUAUAUCUCAAAGUACAAUAUUUUUAAUUAACGUGCAAGGAUAUUGCUUUUAGGCUAAAUCAGAAUCGAAUCAUA